AUGCAUGUUUAUAGUCAUUUAAUUACAACAAUUGAACGUGAAAAUCUUGAUUUACAAGAUCCAUAUAUAUCGAAAUGGAAUAGAGAGCUUCUUCUAUCUGUUGGACAAAUAGCACGAUUUAUUUAUAAUCAAUUAAUAGUUGUUAAUAAACAAUUCGAUUCUACGAUUGCCUCUUAUUCAUUCCAACCAUCUGUACCAAAUAGUGAAAUUGAUAAAGAUUUACUUGUUCCUGUUAAACGAGUUCCAACAGAUACUAAUCUUUCACUUAUUCCAUCCAGACAAGCAUAUAUAGCUAAUUCCAAACAUAUACAUUCUUUUCUUUCAUUAUCACUUGUACCAUAUGAAUUAAGUAAAAAUGGUUUAUUUCAAACAUUAAAAGAUCGUAAUUUAAUUAUUGAAGUUAAUAAUUUAUUAAUUGAAUUAACAAUACUAACAACAAUACUUUUAUCAAAUCAAUUUGUUGAAUUUCUUCAUUGGUUAUCUAGUCAAAAUAAUGAUGAUAAACAAUAUAUGAAACGUUUAUUAUCAAUAGUACGUUUUCGUGAAACAAAUAAUUCAUCAAUAAUAGCAUUAAAAAAAUUAAUUAACUAUGAUAAUUUUAAUAUUUCAACAAUACUUCCAUUACCAUCACAUGUUUUACCAGCAAGUGUAGCUACUUAUCUAUCACGAGACGAAUUACAAAAACAAUUACAAUUAACACCAUUAACAUUAAAAGAUUUUCUUCAUUAUUAUCUACUUAAAAAACAAUUAUAUUUAUUUACAAAAGAAAAUACAUCAACAGGUUUAUUACAUAUUAUUUCAAAACAUUCAGGUCAAUUAAAUAAAACUGAAUGGAAUAAAUUAAAAACAACAUUAUCAACAAUACCAUGUAUACCAACAAAUCAAGGAAUGAAAAUUCCUAAUGAAUCAUAUAUUCCAUCAUCAAUUUUAUCAUCAGAUUUACCAAUUAUAACAUUAAAUGUACCACAAAAUUUAACGGACGAUGAUGAUGAUGAUAGACAAUCAAUCAUAGAAAAUAUGGAAAAUUCUGUAUCAGCUGAAUUUCUUAAACGUUUAGGUUGUCGAACAUUAAAUGUACAAUCAUUUGUACAUGCACCAUCAUUAUUAACAAAUUCAAUUAUAUCAAAUUCACAUGCAAUGAAAACUUUAAUUCAACAUUUAAUGGAAGAAAGAGAUAAUAUGAGUGAAGGAGAUCUUCAUGGGCUAAAACAAAAUGAACGUCUUAGAGGUAAGUUUAAACAAUUAUCUAUUAGUUACUAA
Messenger RNA from Rotaria sp. Silwood1, 1260 nucleotides. The record is from the annotation of a GenBank genome assembly. Lineage: Eukaryota; Metazoa; Rotifera; Eurotatoria; Philodinida; Philodinidae.